GUUCAAUUCAAAUUCCCAACUAUAUUUCUCCUUGCAUUUCCACUCCAAGAAACCACAAAAUAAAAAAAAAAACAUUUUUCACACACCACAAUCGCUGGAGGUCAUCCACUCUCUACAAUGGCGGAGAAUCAAGAACAAGUGCAGCCGAAGGAGAGAGAAAUUCCAGUUUUCACAGUCUUGAAGAAUGGUUGUGUAUUGAAGAACAUCUUCGUUUUAGAUAACCCUCCCCCUAUUUCUUCGUCUUCCACGGCGGGUCUUGAAGAGAUAUUGCUAGUGGGGAGGCACCCCGAUUGCAAUAUAAAGGUGGAGCACCCGAGUAUCAGCAGAUUCCAUCUCCGCAUUCACUCGAAACCCUCUUCUCGAUCUCUUUCCGUCACCGAUUUAUCCUCCGUACAUGGGACUUACAUCUCUGGGAAAAGAAUCGAGCCGGGUGUCACGAUGGAACUAGUUCGGGGUGACACGCUGAAGCUAGGGGAGUCUAGUAGAUUGUAUAGACUAGACUGGGUUCCAAUCAGCUAUGCGUAUGAGGUAAACAACCUGUUUGCACCUCAGCUGGAUGAGUUGGAUACCGUCGAUGAAGAAACACCAGUAGCAGAUCAGGAUGAGAAUUGUCUGCCUCGUGAAAAUGAAUGGGGCCAGGAUCUGGGUAAUGAAAUAGAAGCUCUAGGGUGGCAAUUUUCUGAGGCGGAUCUAGGUUUGGCUGUGCAAGAAGUAGAGAACGCUCGCUCGCCUGAAAUGUUCAGCAACGAAAAUGAAGCGCCUGAAAUGCUCAGUAAGGAAAAUGAAGCGCCUGAAAUGCUCAGCAAUGAAAAUGAAGCGCCUGCAAUGUUCAGCAACGAAAAUGAAGGGCCUGAAAUGUUCAGCAAUGAAAAUGAAGGGCCUGAAAUGUUCAGCAACGAAAAUGAAGCGCCUGCAAUGUUCAGCAACGAAAAUGAAGGACCUGAAAUGUUCAGCAACGAAAAUGAAGGGCCUGAAAUGUUCAGUAACGAAAAUGAAGCGCCUGCAAUGUUCAGCAACGAAAAUGAAGGGUCUGAAAUGUUCAGCAAUGAAAAUGAAGGGCCUGAAAUGUUCAGCAAUGAAAAUGAAACGCCUGAAAUGUUCUGCAAUGAACAUGAAGCGCCUGAAAUAUUCAGCAACGAAAAUGAAGAGCCUGAAAUGUUCAGCAAUGAAAAUGAAAUCUCCCGUGGCCAGCUGUUAUCACUGGAUAUGUCAUUUUCAUGUGAUGAAGGAGCAGGAGGGGUGUGGAAGCAGGAUGGGGAUGGUUUAUUGCUUCACAAGGAUGAUUUAGGUGAAACUAUGGAGGAUACGCUGUUAUGUGACGAGGCAACAAUGCCUCCACGGCCAGAAGAUGAAGCGGAGACUGUCAAUUCGCCUGAGAUACACAUCAAUGAGAUUGUUUUCUCAAGCAUUCAGAAAGGCCAUAUGCCAUUAGCAGAAACUAUGGAGGCUUCUGUGAUGAACUCGGAGAAAAGGUUAGGUAUGAAUAUUUGGUCGAGGAGGGGUAAAUUCGAGGAUGUCAAGAUCAGAACCAGCAGAAGCAAGGCAAUCUGCACGAACAUUCAUAUGAGCGCACAGAUCAGAUCACUUCUCGUUGAAGACCGUGCGAACAAAUCAAUGGUGAAAGAUCAAUGUGGUGCUAGUCCUAAUAAGGAUGAAGGGAUCUUCACACCGGACAAGGAGAACGCUUCUCCUGAUUCCUGCCUGGUCAGAUCCUUGGGAAGCAAAUUCGAUGAAGCUUUGAAGAGCGAAUCAAUCUCAGAUGAAGAAAUUUUCGGUUCAGAUGAAGAGAAUACGACUCCGAACAGUUAUCUGCUCAGGUCCAUCAAGAAUGUCGGGAGCUCUCAAGUGGUUAGGCGCCUGAACUUGCACAAACCUUCUCCCUUGAAGAAAGCUAGCCGCAGCAUUUUACAGGAACGUAAAUCAGAAAGCUCUGCUUUCAAAGGGAAGGCAGCAGAAAGGGAACCUUUUCUUCCGCUGCCUGUGGAUAGCCGAGGCAUUUUACAGGAACGUAAACCAGAUAGCUCUGUUUUCAAAGGGAAGAAAGCAGAAACGGAACCUUUUCUUCCGCUGCCUGUGGCUAGCUGCGGCAUUUUACAAGAACGUAAAUCAGAAAGCUCUGCUUUCAAAGGGAAGGAAGCAGAAAGGCAACCUUUUCUUCCGCUGCCUGUGGUUUCCACUGGUGAUGAUAAGUCCACACCGACACCUCCAGUACGUGAAUGCACAGUGAGAGAAAGCCGAUGUGUCGAUUACUCCAAGGCGAGAGGGAACAGGUGGAUUAUUGUAGUAGACACUGGUUGUCUGCUAAACAAGAAGUCAAGGAGGGAGCUGCAGCUGUUGAGAGGUCUUCGAGGGACCUCAUUGGUCAUUCCAAGAAUUGUUUUGAGGGAGCUCGACUGCAUGGUGAGACGUGCUAGUUUCCUGUCAAGAAUGACGGAGGCCUCUGCAGCGUUGCAAUGGAUCGAGGAGUGUAUGGCUUCAACAGCGUGGUGGAUUCACGUGCAGAGCUCAGCAGACGAGGGCAGGCUCGUCCCACCAACUCCGCCUGCUGCUGCAUCUGCUCACUCGUUCAGUGAGGAGAAAGGCGCGUUCUCCGUCGGCUCUAUCCCUUUCUCUCCCUAUACUCUGCAAGAAAUCAUCACUCCAACUGCUGCAGACCACAUCCUCGAAUCUGCUAUCCUCUUCAAGCAAGCCAUGGAUGGACAACUUGUCCUUCUCAGUGAUGAUGUUACUUUAAAGAUCAAAUCCAUGGCCGAGGGUAUCAUCUGCGAGACAGUGAGAGAGUUUCGUGGCAGUCUUGUCAACCCUUUCUCGGCGAGGUUUUUGUAUUCAGAUAGCUCUCCAAGAGGGCCUGCAUGGACUUGUGUGGAUGAUACUAUCCUUAAGGAGAAAUACUACCCGAGUCCCACGAAGAAAGCCACGAAAUCGGGAGACGGGGCUAAAGGUUUGAAGCUGAUACUACUGCACAACUCCAAUUUCAGAAAGAUGAGAGCUUAGGCAGUUUGACUUGAAAGUUAUUGAGCGCUUCUCAAUUUCUCAAUGUAUGUUAAAUUGUUACUAUAUUUGGGAGUCUUGCGUUACCAAAUUUGAUA
Salvia splendens (bonfire salvia) is the source of this 3089-nucleotide messenger RNA. Its product is annotated as FHA domain-containing protein PS1. The record is from RefSeq and is a predicted model, not a curated record. Bases 118 to 2994 code for a protein of 958 amino acids. The transcript has 6 exons. Gene Ontology annotation, cellular component: nuclear membrane. Gene Ontology annotation, molecular function: protein binding. Lineage: Eukaryota; Viridiplantae; Streptophyta; Magnoliopsida; Lamiales; Lamiaceae.